CCGACUACAGCACGGGCAUCCGAUAAACACACACACACACACACACACACCGAGGGAAAGAGAGAGAGAGUCACACACUUGAGCAGAGGAGAGGGUCAAGACAGUCCAAACCGAGCGCUUCACUUCAUUACGCACAGAGAAAUCACGCAGAACACAGUCCACGCCAGCGCUACCGAGCACACAUCAAGAGCUGUGAAGGGACGGGAUUUAAGGAAUUACGCGGUCACGUUGGAGAAUCGAUCGGGUCUAAAGUGAGUUUUUGUGGAUUUGGUGCGUCUGGAGAGCUGCGAGGAUGCGCGUCUCGGUCCUGCUGCUGCUCUGCGCUCUUUACGCAGGAGACGCGCACAAACUCUCCGCGCUCACGUUUCUGCGCGUGGAGCAAGAUAAAGAAUGCAAUACGGAUUGUUCUGGAGCUCCUCGCAAGCCGCUGUGUGCAUCAGAUGGACGGACCUUCAAUUCCCGCUGCGAGUUUCUCCGUGCAAAGUGCCGUGACCCUCAGCUGGAAGUCAUACGAGGGUCAUGCAAAGAUACGUCCAGGUGUGUAGCAGAGAAGAAAUACACAGAACAGCAAGCCAAGAAACUCUUCCCACAGGUGUUCGUUCCUGUCUGCAACCCUGACGGAACCUACAGCGAGGUUCAGUGCCACAGCUACACUGGUUAUUGUUGGUGUGUGACACCCAGUGGCAGACCCAUCAGCGGCUCAGCAGUAGCCAAUAAGAAACCUCAAUGUCAAGGGUCCAAGAACGGUAAAGUGAAUCCGAAGGAACCAGGAAAAUCAGUUUCCUUGCAAAUCUUCUCCAUUCUAAAUGCAGAUCCGCCAACGUUUUUCGUAGUGGAAACCCAGCCAUCUGCUGAUGAGGAAGACAUCAUCUCUCAGUACCCCACACUCUGGACAGAACAGGUCCGCAGCCGACAAAACAGGACAAGAACACAAUCGACCUCAUGUGAUCAGGAGCAGCUGUCAGCACAGGAAGAAGCAAGACAACAUAAAAACGAAGCAGUUUUUGUGCCGGAUUGUGCUCACGGUGGCCUCUACAAACCCGUUCAGUGCCAUCCCUCCACCGGGUACUGCUGGUGUGUCCUGGUGGACACUGGACGACCCAUACCUGGCACAUCCACAAGAUUUGAACAGCCAAAAUGUGAUGGAAACGCAAGAGCCCAUCCAAACAAACCAAAGGACCAUUACAGGAGCAGACACCUGCAGGGAUGUCCUGGGGAGAAGAAGACAGAAUUCCUGACCAGCGUGUUGGACGCGUUGUCCACAGACAUGGUCCAUGCAGUAACUGACCCAGCCUCUGCCGGCAGGAUGUUGGAGCCUGACCCCAGUCAUACUCUGGAAGAGCGAGUUGUUCACUGGUAUUUCAGUCAGCUUGACAAGAAUUCCAGCGGCGACAUCGGAAAGAAAGAAAUCAAACCGUUCAAGCGUUUACUGCGCAAGAAAUCCAAACCCAAGAAAUGUGUGAAGAAGUUUGUGGAGUACUGCGACAUCAGCAACGAUAAAGCCCUGUCUCUACAGGAACUGAUGGGCUGUCUGGGUGUCACUAAGGAAGAGGGGGCAAAAACAGGUGAAGGCACAACAUCUAGUAAACUGAACCUGUCAAAGAAGCAAGGUUGAAGUGGCCGCUGCGAUUGUUCCCGCUCCCAUCCCGCAGAUCCUGCCCCCACCAAAACGACGAUGGAAACCAUAGUCUUUGCACUUUGUACUUUAAAACAAUGUAAAUUCACUUUGUAGAAAAAUAAGGUAUUUAAACAGACUGCUGAAUAUGUGAAUGAUGUAGUUAGCAUUUUUAUGUCCUUACAACAAACAACAAAAAGAAUAAUAAUAAUUUAACACAUACAAUGUAUGUGUCCUUUGUGAGUCUAAAAUAAGUAUACUUUUCUAAGUUGUACAAGUUGUAUUACAUGUUGCAUUUGUCAAGGCCAUCUUUGUUGUUACGUAUUUUGUUUGUCGUUUCUUUGGCUAAUUUCUGGGUAGCUUGUAAUGCAUCUAAACUGAGUUUUUUAGACGCCUCGACCAAAUCCCAACUACUGCCUGAGCUUGGAAUUAUUACUGAUUGUAGUCCUGUACCACACAUGAAAUGGUAGACAGAUCAUUUUGCUGAAAGUGCUUCAUGAUGAUUAGAAAUAAAGAAGUCUUUUAUAAUAUUUUUGUUAUUGUGAGGGUGUGUAAGAGCAUUCACUGAAUCUGCAUGCAGAAGCUGUAGAGGAAAAACAAACAAACAUUCAUUACAAGUGGAUAUCUUAAUGACAUCUAAAAAUUUGUUUUAAUCUGAGAAGAACAUUUACAUGCAUUAUUCUGUUUUUCCUUUUGUAUUUCCAUCAAUGACCUAAAACUGACCUCAUUAUUUUACCUCUGGGUGUAAAGUAUGAUAAGCAGAUCUGGUGUUGGAUCUGUGAGAUCAGAUGCCGCGCUUUGUGAUUUUAACACAGCAGGGAAUGUAAAGAAGGGGAUCAGUUGUUGAUGCCUAAAAGAUGUCAAAUUCAGGAUUUUAAAACAGCCCAGCUGCUGCCUGAACCCCUCCUGCGUUAUAUCCAGAGUGCUUCUGCGUUGUAUGCAGAGUGUUUUUUGUCACUCUUCUGAUGAAUAUGUCAUUCACUUGUUUGACAAUGUACACACACAAAGAAAUUUUGGUCUUAUUUUUUUUUUUAUGUUUCUAAUCUCAUUUUGUAAGU
This is a messenger RNA of Onychostoma macrolepis, 2673 nucleotides long. It is a transcript of the gene smoc2, whose product is annotated as SPARC related modular calcium binding 2. Gene Ontology annotation, molecular function: heparin binding; protein binding; calcium ion binding. The coding region runs from base 293 to 1615 and encodes 440 amino acids. The transcript is spliced from 13 exons. The record is from RefSeq and is a predicted model, not a curated record. Gene Ontology annotation, cellular component: basement membrane. Gene Ontology annotation, biological process: extracellular matrix organization. Lineage: Eukaryota; Metazoa; Chordata; Actinopteri; Cypriniformes; Cyprinidae.